GGCCCUUCCAGGUAAUAUACAAAAAUUUUCAACAGCCAACAUACAGGUUGAAAAGGAUUUCAGUGCAAAGCUUUCAGGGUAUGGUUGCGUAGUCGGGCGAGUUUCAGAGGAAGCUAUUAGAAACAUGUCAAUGGAAACAUUCGAAAGAGGAAUACUUACUCCGAAGAGCAAUGUAUGGAGUUUUGGAAUCAUUCUUCUGGAGCUACUUACCGGUAUAAGGAAUGUGGAUAGCCGCCAUCCAAAUGUAGACAAGAACAUAGUCAAGUGGAGCUGGCCAUUCCUAAACGAUGAAUUCCGACUAUCCAUGAUCAUGGAUCCUAAGCUGAAAGGCCACUAUCCUCUAAGAGCAGCGAGGAUGUUGGCUGACGUUGCGCACCGAUGUCUCCAGAAGGAGCCAUCGAUACGGCCGACCAUGCGAACUGUUGUUAAGCAUCUUAAGAUGAUACAAGAGAUGAAGUUCUCACCCCAAGAGCUAGUAACAAUCCCUCUUGGAAAAAGUGUCCCUCUACCGCCACCACCGGAAGCUAGGCCUAGAUUGAGUGUCUUUCCGCCAUCACAGCCGACAAGUAAGCCUAUACUGAGUUUCAAUUCGUCAUCUCCAUCCGAUGCCCCCAAGCAACAUGUUUCGCCUCCUAAAUGGUCUGACGUGCCCCCCACGCUUUCCACACACCCUUGGCCUUCCAUACAAUUUAUGGAGAAGGUUGUUAGGCAAGAAACCAGGCAUGGCCAAUCAUCAUCCUAAGUUUAUAUAGGAGUGCUACCUAGUGAUUCGAGAAAAUAAAUCUUCUCAAUUUUUUCUCUCAAUUAAUACAGUAAAAUGGAAUUAAGAGAAACAUGUGAAGGUGAAGAUGAUGUUGAAGAAUAAAAGAUUACAUUUGACAAUAUCAAUUGAAAGAAAAAAAUUGAGAAAAUCCAUUUCUAAUAAUUUGAUAGUCUAGAAUGGUCAUCAACCUUUCUUUCUAAAAAAAAUAUUUUACCUUUUGUUGUGAAUCAGCCCAAACUUUUGUAGAAGAUAAAAACAUAUAUGCUCUACAUCAUCUCUUUAUAUGAUUCAGAGAGAUGUUAUUUAGUACACAGAUUGCAAAGGUUGGCCUUACUAUGGAUUCAAUUAGUUAGUUUACCAAUUUAUAUGAAAAUUUUCAUGGUUUCUUAAACACCUUGCCCCUUCCUCCUAACUAUUUA
This is a messenger RNA of Arachis ipaensis, 1182 nucleotides long. The record is from RefSeq and is a predicted model, not a curated record. Lineage: Eukaryota; Viridiplantae; Streptophyta; Magnoliopsida; Fabales; Fabaceae.